CUCCCUCUUUGGGUUUCGUCCGAUAUUUUCUCUCUCAAACUAACCAUUAUAUCCACUGGAUAUUCACCAAACAGAUACACGAAUUAGCCAAGUUCGACAAUUUUUGCUAAGGUACGUUUUCUCGAAUCCAAUUUUCUCUUUCUAUGAAAAAGAUAAUUAUCUGGAGGAAUUUCAAUGUCUUUGCGUGGCAUGUAGAAUUGUAGCUCGGAUAUGUGGAAAUUAGGGUUUGAUUGAAAAUAGAGUUAGGGUUAGGGAUUUUAGUAAGAAAUGAAGAGCGGGUCUCAUCGGCUUCCCCCCUCGGACUCACACGACGAUUGGGUGGAUGGCUCAUGGACAGUCGACUGCGUCUGCGGAGUUAAUUUUGACGACGGUGAGGAGAUGGUAAAGUGCGAUGAGUGCGGGGUAUGGGUGCACACGCGUUGUUCACGUUACGUCAAGAGCGAUAAAUCCUUUGCUUGCGAUAAGUGUAAGACUAAGAACAGUGCUAGUGUGAGGAAUGAGAGCGAGGAGACAGAGGUCGCACAGUUUUUAGUUGAAUUGCCUACCAAAACGCUCAGGAUGGACAAUCCAGCCAGUGUUUCCUCACAUAGGCCGUUUAGGUUGUGGACUGAUAUCCCGAUAGAGGAGAGGGUUCAUGUGCAAGGGGUGCCGGGUGGUGAUCCUGGGUUGUUCUCAGGGGCACAAAUGUCAUCAAUUUUUGGUCCACAGCUGUGGAAGGCAACCGGCUAUGUGCCAAAAAAGUUUAAUUUUCAAUACAGGGAGUUUCCAUUGUGGGAUGACAAUGUCCUAGAGGGAAAAGAAGAUAAGGUGCAUAAAAAAGGUGGAGAUCAAAAUGGGAAUCAAGUUGAUGAUGGUGCUGGUGUUUUAUACUCUCUGUCAAAGGAAAAGGAAAAUAUUUUGCCCACUCCUGUGGUGGAUUCUAUUGGUGUAAAAAGUAACAAUGAAGAAGGCAAGCAGCAAGAGUUAUUGUCCCCGAAACAGAUGAAGGAGAGAAGCAUGGUGCAACCUACCCUGGAAAACUGUGAAAAACAUGAGAAAAAGGAGCUCAAAAAUUUGAAUAAUCAACAUGCAAAGAAAAUGGUUGGGAAAAUUGAGAAAGAAGGAAAUUCUAAAAAACGAGCUGUUCUUUUGUCUCAUGCAGCUUCCACAUUCUCAAGCAAUGGAAAACAAUUAGAAUUUUCUGAAGAUAGAAACUCCAAGACUUUCAACGUUGAUUGUCAGGGCAACAAGAAUGUUCUUGGUGAUCAAGUAUCUAAUGGUCUUUGUGAUAGUUCUACUGAUAUAGCUUCAAGGGAGCAGACAACUUUAAGAAAUGAUUCUUCAGGAGGUGCAAUACCAAGGGAAGACGACGGACAUCAUCAAGGCUUGGUGAGGUCAGAUGUAUCAUUUAAAGCCAAUGUUGAUGUUGCAUCAUUGGUAGAACACCACGAUUCUCAGAGCAAUCCUGUAAAAGAAGAGGUUGUGGUCGGUGAUCUUGAGAGCUUGGGAGAUAUUCAGGGAGUUGGAACUGGAAGCGUUGGGAUUAGCUUGCAUGACAGAGAGCCUGUUGCUGGAGAUGUCCAAUAUUCAAAUAUUGAGAUUGCCAACUCUUUACAGCCUGAUAAGAAACUGAAAGCAGAGGUAGAUGUUAAUAAUCACGGAUGCUUUAAUGCCUGUGCUUCAUCUCCAGAUGAUUUUAAGAUGGACAGCAUGAGAGCUGCUGUCCAACAUCCAGAAUCUUCCUCUGAUCUUUUGUCUGAGAAUGCUAAAGUGACUGACAACUCAAUAAUAGGUCCAGAUGCUAGUGACUUCCAGGUGCUAGAUGGUGAUAAGAUGCUAGAUGUUUGUAAUUCUAAAGACAAAACUAAUCAAUUGCAAGGUGACACCUAUAAAUCUAAGCAAGAACCAGCAGGUUCAGAAGGUUCAUCUGGAGCAAGACAAAUGUUUUCAGGUCAUAAACAUGGUUUAAAACCAGUUUUAGAUUCAUGUAAAUCCAGUGGCUCAGUCACAAACCAUUCAGCAACUUCAUAUAAGCGGAAGGUAGUUGUUUCUGUUGGCAAAUCCCCUUCCAUGUCAGCCAGUGUUGCGAUGUCAAAAUCUUCUGACAUUAACAUACCUGCAGCUAAUCAAAAUCAAUAUGCUGGUGGUAGACUGAAGGGAACGUCUGAGAGCAAAGUUAGAAGUGUGAAAGAUAAUGCCUCAACUAAUGUAGGUAGGGAUGAAGAUAAAUGUGCGAGGCUGAAGAAAAUACCCAAAGAACAUCCAAGAUCUCAUGGUUAUGCUGCAAAAGUACUUCAGCCAGCCAAGACAUCAGAGGCUUCAGAUUCUAAGAGAGCCCCAUCUGAUUCAAAGGACUCUGCAAUUCAUUCCUCCACUAAAGAACCUUCUGUGUCCCAUGUAUUUGCUACCCCAGGCUCUGGUGAGUGUGCAAGUUCACAGCAGACAGAGAUUGUGUCAAAUUUUCAGAAUAAAGCUACAGAUUCUGUUUUACCGCUUAAAGGGGAAAAGACUAAUCAGCCGGGUAGCCAAUCAUCAUCUAGAGGAAAUGCAUCUUUAUUGCAUGCUCCAGCUUCUUCUAGCGUAUCCACAAUGCUCAGUGAUGAAGAGUAUGCUCUACUUUUGCAUCAAGAACUCAAUAGUUCUCCUCGAGUGACUAGGGCACCACGCAUGCGUCAUGCUGGUAGUUUACCUCAGUUAACAUCUACUACACCGACAAGCAUGCUAAUGAAGCGAACAUCUAGUAGUGGAGGAAAAGAUCAUGCCUUGGGCUCCAGAAGAAAAACCAAAGAUUUUGCUAAAGAUGGUUCACAUAGUUCUCGGGAGGUUGACAAUGAAGCUAAGAGGCCCUCUUCACGUGAUAACAGGAGACGAGAUCCUGAAUACAACUCAGAUUCUGUUUCCAAAAGAGAAGCCGAUGGUGGAUCAGUUAAAGGCACUCACUCUAUGAAGACAAGUAACUCUUCUGUCUCCACAUCAAAUCUGAACAGCAAUUUAUCAUCCGCUGAUGUAACAAAUGGACAAAAUUUAUCAUCUAUUCGCCACUCACCAAGAAACGUUUCUCAAGAAGAUCAGGAGAUGGUUGGCCGUCCUACCAAUCGCACUUUGCCUGGUUUGAUUGCUGAGAUCAUGAGUAAAGGCAAACGCAUGACAUAUGAAGAACUAUGUAAUGCAGUUGUACCGCAUUGGCCUCACUUGAGGAAGCAUAAUGGAGAGCGUUAUGCGUAUUCAAGUCACUCCCAGGCUGUUCUUGAUUGUCUGAGGAACCGAAGUGAAUGGGCUCGCUUGGUUGAUCGUGGUCCAAAGGUAUGGUUCUGUUGUCUCUCAAAAUUAUAUUUUAUCUGGCUCAGGAGUAUGAGCUACUAUGUUCAAGUAAAUUGAACUGGAAAUUUCAUUUUGCUUUCAGAUGGAAAUUUCAUUUUGCUAUCUUCUGAACUUUUACAUCCUGCAUGUUUAUUUGCAACUAUCUUGUCCAUUUGACUACUUGAAUAUGUGCAGCAGUAUGCUUUGGGAAUUAAAUGGUGUGUUAGUGCUGCAUCUCCAUCUCGAUGUGUGAAAUUGAUAAUAUUUUGGGUGGCUAAUAACUAGCAAUUUGU
Molecule: messenger RNA, 3572 nt
Organism: Olea europaea var. sylvestris
Lineage: Eukaryota; Viridiplantae; Streptophyta; Magnoliopsida; Lamiales; Oleaceae
Exons: 7
Coding region: 268-3357 (1029 amino acids)
Source: RefSeq, a predicted model, not a curated record